AUGAAGCUCCUGAAGCCGACCUGGGUCAACCACAACGCCAAGCCGAUAUUUUCAGUUGACAUUCAUCCAGAUGGGACCAAGUUUGCAACUGGAGGGCAAGGACAGGAUUCCGGAAAAGUGGUAAUAUGGAAUAUGGGUCCCGUCCUCAAGGAGGAAGACGAAAAGAACGAGAAUGUACCCAAAAUGCUUUGUCAGAUGGACAAUCAUUUAGAUGUCAUGGAUGUGGCGUGGUCCCCUCACGACGCUUGGCUAGCCUCCUGCAGCGUGGACAACACGGUUGUGAUCUGGAAUGCUCUCAAAUUCCCUGAAAUCCUUGCCACUCUGAAAGGCCACUCUGGCCUGGUUAAGGGGCUCACCUGGGACCCCGUUGGGAAAUACAUUGCCUCUCAAGCUGAUGACCGAAGCUUGAAGGUCUGGCGCACGAUGGAUUGGCAGCUAGAAACCAGCAUUACCAAACCUUUUGAUGAAUGUGGAGGCACAACCCACGUGUUGCGCAUCAGCUGGUCUCCCGACGGCCACUACCUGGUCUCGGCUCACGCCAUGAAUAACUCUGGGCCCACCGCCCAGAUCAUUGAAAGGGACGGAUGGAAAACCAACAUGGAUUUUGUCGGGCACCGCAAAGCAGUGACCGUAGUGAAAUUCAAUCCAAAAAUCUUUAAAAAGAAGCAAAAGAAUGGCAGCUCCACCAAACCAAGUUGUCCUUACUGCUGUUGUGCAGUUGGCAGCAAAGACCGAUCUCUUUCUGUCUGGCUGACGUGUCUGAAAAGGCCUUUGGUUGUCAUACAUGAGCUAUUUGACAAGUCCAUCAUGGAUAUUUCAUGGACUCUGAACGGCCUCGGCAUUUUAGUGUGUUCCAUGGACGGGUCCGUGGCCUUUCUGGAUUUUUCCCAAGACGAGCUUGGCGACCCCUUGAGCGAAGAAGAGAAGAGCAACAUCCACCAGUCUACCUAUGGGAAAAGUUUAGCGAUAAUGACGGAGGCCCAUCUCUCGACGGCUAUUAUUGAGAAUCCGGAGAUGCUCAAGUACCAGCAAAGGCAGCAGCAAAUGGAGAAGAAGAACGAGGCCCUCCGAGACGGAAUUGGUCUGGGAGUAGCAGUCACAGCUCCUAAGUUGGCCAGCAUGGUGAAUGGAGAAAGCUUAGAAGACAUUAGAAAGAACCUGUUAAAGAAACAAGUUGAGACGCGGACAGCCGAUGGCCGGCGAAGGAUCACACCGCUCUGCAUAGCUCAGCUGGACACAGGGGAUUUUUCGACCGCCCUCUUUAACAGCAUCCCACUCUCUGGGUCCUUAGCCGGGUCCAUGAUGUCAGCUUCCCAGACCAAUCAGCUCAUAGCGUUAGAUUACAACACGGCCAACUCCCUGGGCACCGCUAAGCCUGCCUUAGAGCCCAUGGCAGCGGCCGCUAAAUCGGCGGAAGACGUAGCCAACAAGGAUGGUGCGAACGCUACCUCGGCUUCAGCUGCUCUCCCAGCCUCUUCGCCCUCGGUGCUGUCCACCUCUUCUAAGAUUGAGCCCAUGAAGGCUUUUGAUUCUCGGUUUACAGAGCGAUCCAAAGCCACCUCAGGGACUUCCCCCGUCUCGCACGCCAAUCAGGUUUCCUUGGACAGACUGAAGGAGCAGAACUCCGUUCGGGAAAGCAAACCCAGGGAUCUCCUAGAGAGUAGCAGCGAUAGCGAAGAAAAACUCGCCGUCAAACCCUUGUCGCUCUCCAAGCGAAAGCUGGACCUUGACGUUGAAAAGAAGAAGAAGGGAAGACCUCGGAAAGACUCCCGGCUGAUGCCUGUCACUUUAACCGUUCAGUCUCCAGCUAUAUUAGCAUCCGAGAAGGAUGGUGUGUGCCACAGUACACCCUUAGCACUUAAACUGCCGACCCCGGUCCUACAGAAGUCAUUUGCUUUACAGGUGAGCUCUGAUCCCUCGAUGUAUAUCGAAGUGGAAAACGAGAUCACGACCGUGGGAGGGUCCAAACUCAGCAGACUGAAAUGCAACCGAGAAGGGAAAGAGUGGGAGACGUUGCUCACCAGCCGAAUUCUCUCCGCGGCGGGAAGCUGCGAGGUGGUGAGUGUGGCUUGUGAAAAGCGGACCCUCUCCGUGUUUUCGGCAUGUGGCCGUCGCCUCCUCCCUCCCAUCGUCCUGCAUUCCCCCAUCUCCACGUUGCACUGUACAGGGUUUUACAUCAUGGCUCUCACCACAGCAGCAACCCUAUCGGUCUGGAACGUGAGGAAGCAGACAGUGGUGGUGAAAGACGAGUCCCUACAAACCAUUUUAGCAGGAAGUGAAACCACCGUCUCUCAAAUCUUGCUGACUCAGCAUGGCAUCCCCCUGAUGAAUAUGUCGGACGGAAAAGCAUAUUGCUUUAAUCCUUCUCUGUCUUCCUGGAACCUUGUCUCUGACAAGCAGGAAAUGUUGGCACAGUGCGCAGACUUCAGGAGCAGUCUACCAUCCCAGGAGGCCAUGCUGUGUUCGGGACCUUUAGCCAUCAUCCAAGGACGAAUGUCUAACUCUGGGCGACAGGCAGCCAAAUUGUUCUCCAUGCCUCAUUUGGUGCAGCAAGAAACUACCACGGCGUACCUGGAGAAUCAGGUGGCCUCUGCCCUGGCUUUACAGUCAAGCCACGAAUAUCGUCACUGGCUGCUUAUCUAUGCACGGUACCUGGUUAAGGAAGGCUUUGAAUAUCGCUUGAGGGAAUUAUGCAAGGAUUUGUUAGGCCCUGUCCAUUCUUCCUCUGGAAGUCAGUGGGAAUCGACCGUCGUGGGCUUACGGAAACGGGACCUGCUCAAGGAACUGAUGCCCGUCAUCGGGCAGAACCUUCGCUUCCAGCGACUUUUCACAGAAUACCAGGAGCAGCUGGACAUUUUGAAAGACAAGUAGCCCCCCCUCCGAGACGUUUCUCCAGCCGAUAGGAGAGCAAGGAAGAAACAAGAGGGUCCGUUGGCAGAAGCUAACCCUGCUGAAAAACGCGGGGCAGGAGCCAAAUCUGGGGGUCUUUUUAACCAGCCUAAAAUGUUGUCGUUUUGAAAAGAAGAUCGCAAGAGGAAAAGCGUGACAAGCUGGGGAAGUGACAGGACGCGUUCCUUGGUUUUUCUCCUGGGAGUUGAGCAUCGCAGCUUACCGCUGUCGGGGCGUGAGAACGGUCUUCAAAGGGGACGGUUGGACUCCAGAUCCGAUGUACCAGAUAUCAGAAAGACACGGUUUUGUGAGCCUUUUGAAUAUCCUUUGAAAAGCACAUUACAAGAAGCUAAACUGAAUGUCAUACAGGCCCUCAUUACUUUACUGAGGACUUUACUGAGGAUUUAAUCUAUUGGGGUGAUGGAAGGAGGAGCCCCCCCCCCAAACAGGAGAUCCUAAAAACUCCUCCAGAAUUAUGCAGCCCACAAACUCUUCAAUUGCGGACAACCAUUAGAAACGAGAGGCUGUUUGAUCACACAAGGGACUAUUUUUAUACUAGAAUUUGCUAACUUGUAAUAUGAGAAUUUUAUUUGGCCAAUAAUCCCACCCUC
This is a messenger RNA of Protobothrops mucrosquamatus (brown spotted pit viper), 3500 nucleotides long. RefSeq names its product protein HIRA. Gene Ontology annotation, cellular component: HIR complex; nucleus. The record is from RefSeq and is a predicted model, not a curated record. The transcript is spliced from 23 exons. NCBI's taxonomy places the organism in Eukaryota, Metazoa, Chordata, Lepidosauria, Squamata, Viperidae. Gene Ontology annotation, molecular function: nucleosome binding; protein binding. The coding region runs from base 1 to 2871 and encodes 956 amino acids. Gene Ontology annotation, biological process: chromatin remodeling; DNA-templated transcription; regulation of DNA-templated transcription.